ACGCAGUUUAAUAUUUUAUUUUUCUUCAUCAUAUGAACUAGGAUUUGUUAAUUGUAAGAUGAGCUUCUCUCAUCAUGUUAGGCAUGCUACACAACCAGUUAUAUCUGUGACCUGCUGUUCAAGAGACAUUUGCAUUGAUGGCCAGUGUAUUUGUUACUUAAUUCUGUUUUCCACAUUCUACGUGGUAUUUAUGUGAUCCAUACUUGAAAUCCAAGAUCAGUAGUCAUUCACUGAAUACCAGAAUAAAAUGAAGACGGGGUUUUCCCAUGAACUUUACACCAUCCAGCUCUCUGUUGAUUGUGAAGCAUCUCCAUCGGAUCAGUUCAGGGCAUGUGUCUGGAACCCCUGCUUGGCUUUCGGCUGUGAGGUCAGCCCUAAGGACCCUGGUACCUUUAAACAAACCUGCUAGGCCACUGAUUCUGCUCUCAGCAGUGGAUAAAGCGUGGCAGAUGUAUAAGCUUCUAGUUUGCUGAUCUCUCUGGUCUCCCUGCUAGAAAUUACAUUGUUGGCACUAUGCUUUUUCUGAAAUUCAGUAUAAUGGCAUCACUGCCUGCUUUUCAAAUCUUUUAUGUUCAUUUAAAGGGAGAUCCCUCAUUAGGAAAGUUCUUCAUGGCUUUCACUGGACACUACAUGCCUCCCUGCAGGUACCAAGUCGCCAUAUUUUCAGUUCGCACAUGGUACAUUAGAUGUGUUAAAGUGUGAUGUGUGUUUUAUUACAAAAAUUUGUUCUUAUGCUUUAAAAUACCAAUGCAAAAAAAUAUAUAAUGGCACCUUUCUUUAAUGUUGAAAUACAGCAGUAUUAUUGUAAGUCCAAAAGGUUAAAAAGCUUUCUUCACCUUAUAUAUAUUCUUCCAGUGUGAUAUUUUAGUUGCAGAUGGUAAGUUUAGUUAACCUUUAGUUAGAAAAUAGCUACUGUUUUUAUUUUAAUCAACAGAGCACAGAGAGACAUAAAACUCUGGGAAGUGACUUGGAUAAAAAUAACAAUAUGUAUCUGUUUUGAUUUUUUUAUGCCGUGAAGAUUAUAUUUUGAAAAGUCAGAUUCCGAAGCAAAUUCUCAGACUGAACUACUUCUUAGACCUCACUGUCAGAAUGUUUCAUUCAAUGUCUCAUUAAUGAUAAAUUGGCAAGCUGCUCAUUUUGAACAGCUUUUUGCAUGAAAUAGAAGCAUGCCCAUCCUAACAUUCUAACGGUUUAUUCAAAACAAGAAUUUUAAAGAUAAGAUAAAUGCAAAGAUGCUUUAUAAAUGAUCCUGUUAAUUAAUGACAGAUACCCUGUGUCAUUCCACAACCUUGUCCAAUAAAAGUGACUAGAGAACCAAGUCCUGGUGGUUCUUAAUAAGGCUUUUGCCUGAAGGGAAAAUGAAGAGGGAGGCAGUUAGUUAGUCUAGUAGUAAAUGUUGUGAUAAACCCCCCCCACACACACAACUUACUAAGUUUUCAGGAAACUCUUAAUUUAGGUUUCCAGAAAAGUAAUUUUUCAGUCUUCUAGAAAAAAAGAUUAUCAGAAGCAUUUAGGCCCGGAUAGCUCAGUUGGUAGAGCAUCAGACUUUUUUGUUUUGUUUGUUGGCUUUUGGUCUUUUUAGCAGGCCCGGGCCAUGUUCAAACCCACCAGCCCUGGAGCAUGUGGCUAGUGCCCUAACCACUGAGCUACAGGUGCCCAGCUGGGCAUCAGACUUUUAAUCUGAGGAUCCAGAGUUCACGUCCCUAUCCGGGCAUCUAAUCUUGUCUGUAAUCCCAGCACUCUGGGGGGGCUAAGGCAGAUGGAUCAUUUGAGCUCAUGAUUUCCAGACCUGCCUCAGGGAGAGCAAGACCCUGUCCCUUAAAAAAAAAAAAAAAAAAAACAGCCAGGCAUGGUGGUGGGCACUUGUAGGUUGGGAGGUUGAGGCAAAAGGAUCUCUGGAGCCCAAGAGUUUGAGGUUGCUGUGAGCUGUGAUGCUACAGCACUCUACCAAGGGCAAGAAAGUGAGACUAUUGUCUCAAAAAAAAUUUUUUUUUUUCGAUUUGAGAUUGCAAUUUGUUCUUUUUUUUUUUUUUUAAUUUGUUCUUUUAUAAUCUAGCAUUUGAGUGAAAAUGAGAACAUCACAGUUUGGGAAUUUGUAAUGGUUUUGUUAAAAACAUUACCAGUAGCUUUCAUGAGAGUUGCUGAUCUUUAAGACAUUAAUUUCUAGUAGAUCAAUAUUAUUUAAAGAAUCUGGUGCUAAAAUUAGAAACCUAAAUGAUGUAUAAUUUAUACUGUGAAAUAGCAGAAAAUGUCUUAUUUUCUGUCAUCUUUGACCUUUUAAUGUUUUUGAAACUAAGAAUCAGAGGUGUUUUAAAACUCCUGUGAAUUUUUAGUAAUUUUUUUGUUGCAGUUGUGAAGUAUAUCUUUUCUAAUCUGACUAUUCACAUACAUAUGAUUUGAGCCUAUCCCAGUUGUUACUUUGUUAUUUCCUGAUUGUUUAAAGGUUGUUUUUAGAGAUUUGGAAGUAUUUAUCUGAGAACACUAGACUUACCACCUCAGUAAGACAAAUGGCUGAGUUGUUGGCCAUCACCCUCCAAUGUUAGAAAAUACUGGCCAGGUGCAGUAGCUCAUGCCUGUAAUCCUAGCGCUUUGGGGGGCAGAGGCAAGAGGAUCCCUUGAGCUCAGCUGGUUUGAGACCAGCCUGUGCAAAAAUAGAAAAUACUAUUUUCUACUAAAAAUAAAAAAAUUAGCCAGGUGUCAUGGCGGGCAACUCUAGUCCCAGCUAUUUGGAAGACUGAGGCAGGAGGAUUGAUUGAGCCCAGCAGUUUGAGGUUGCCGUGAGCUAGGCUGAUGCCACAGCACUGUACCCAUAAGAGAGAGACUCUGUCUCAAAAAGAAAGAAAAUACUGCUUGCUGGUAGAAAAUAACGUGAUUAGGCAAUCUUGGUUUUUUCUUUAAAAAUACCAUUUAUAUACUUUCAAAUGUUUUAUUAUAGAGAUUUUCAAAUAUACAUAAAUACAGAGAAAAUAGCAUGAAGAACCACAUCAGCCAGCGUCAGCACUUACCUGCAUUAUGCUGUCUUCCCUAUCUUUAGCUCAUUUUUUAUGUUUGAAAACAUACAAGGCAUGUGCCAUUUCAUUCCCAAAAUAGAUCAGCAUCAUCUCUGAGGAGAAUAUUUUCUAAAGAUUUUGUUAAAUUGCUAUACCAUUGGGAACUUAGAAAGCCAAAAGUUUUGAUGUUUUCCUUAUCUUGCAACUAUAUAAAGUUGGUCUUCUGGAUGUUCUGAAGAAGCGGAAUGUGUCUUCCAUGAAGUAGUGGAUCCAGUGACUUCCCAGCUCAUGGGUAGUUGUACCAAGAUGCUGGUCCCUGGCCUGGGGCAUUGUACUUCGCAGGGAUGCCAGGACUCUCAGCUUACUAUCCACAUCCAGAGGCAUGAAAGGAUUGGUAUCCCUUGCCGUGCUGGCUGCUAAACUCAACCUGCCAGCGUAGUAACAGGAGGCAUAUUUAAUUUAAAUCAUCUCAGCAGUCUUUGUUCUAUUUUGAAGAAUGUCUUUUAUUGUACGGAAAACAUUCUACUUUAAUGUGUACUUGUCCAGACCUUCUGCUACCAAGUAUGAGGUGGGUUGAGCCAGUCUUAAUGUUGCAGUGAUCACAGCUCGCUCCUCAUGCUAGAGGACAGUGUCAUUAAACUGGUGAGAGAAACACCAGUGCAAAUUGGACAAGUUUGCUCUGACAACUCCUUUCUCUAACUUUUUUUUUAGAGACAGGGUCUCACUCUAUUGACACAAUGGAGUGCAGCAGUACAAACAGUAGCUCCGUGUACACUCAACCUCCUAGGCUCAGGUGAUCCUCCCUUUUCAGCCUCCUGAAUAGCUGGGACUAUGGGCACCCAGCACAACACCUUGCUAAAUUUACUAUUUUUAGUAGAGUUGGGGUCUCACUCUUGCUCAGGCUGGUCUCCAACUCCUGAGCUUAGAUUAUUCCACUUCCUCAGCUUCCCAAGUAGCUGGGACGAUGGGUGCAUACCACCACACUCAGCUAAUUUUUUUUUCUUCUGGUAGGGAUGUGGUCUCUCUAUUUGCCCAAGCUUCUCUCAAACUCCUGGCCUCAAGUGAUUUUUCCCCCAAAGGGAGGGGUUAUAGGUCUUGACCCAAGCUGUCUAGCCCUUUUUCUAACUUCUUUAUGCAAAUGUGUAAAUUUCAUUUUAAAGACAGAGGGAAGAAAACACACUUGCUUAGUUUUAAUAUUUUAUAUUAAAAAAUAAUUAUGUUCACUAAAUAUUUAAGGACUACGUAACAACAUAUAAAGAUAAAAUAAUUUCUCUAGUGGGGAGCCUGCAAAUCAUUUUAAAUUGAAUAGGAAAGGCAGGGCGCCGUGGAUCAUGCCUGUAAUUCUAGCACUCUGGGAGCUCUAGGUGUGUGUAUUGCCUGAGCUCAGGAGUUCAGACCAGUCUCUAAAAAUAGAUAAGUGUUGUGUUGGGCACCUGUAGUCCCAGCUACUGAGGCAAGAGAAUCACUUAAGACCAAGAGUUUGAGGUUGCUGUGAGCUAUGAAACUGCACUCUACAGAGAGUGACAAAGUGAGAUUCAAAUCACAAAAUAAAAAUAAAUGGCUCAGCGCCCAUAAUAGCUCAGUUGUUAGGGCACUGGCCACAUACACUGAGGCUGGUGGGUUUGAACCCGGCCAGGGCUGCUAAACAACAAUGACAACUGCAACCAAAAAAAUAGCUGGGCAUUGUGGCAGGCACCUAUAGUUCCAGCUACUUGGGAGCCUGAGGCAAGAGAAUCACUUAAGCCCAAGAGUUUAAAGUUGCUGUGAGCUUCGACACAUGGUACUCUACCAAGGGUGACAUAGUGAGACUGUCUCAAAGAAAAGUUUUAAAAAUAAAAAAAUAAUAAAUUGAAUAGGAAAUUUUAUAAUACGAUUAAUUCAGGGUAAGUCUAUCACAUUAUUCUCUUUUCCAGAAGAUCAUCAUACUGUUUUGUGUGAAGGUACACACCAUUCUUCAUGCUUUUCCUGUGAGUGCCUCAUUGCCCAUGGCCUCUGUGUCCUGGGGGAACUCUUGUGUACUUUACCCAGAUUUCUCAGUCUGUUAAGCUGAAGUCCUGUUGUCCUUUAAGAUGCAGCACAGAACUCGUGUGACUCCGACCUAGCCUGCCUUUUGAUGUGAUCACAUUGGACUGUGCCUUGUCUGUGCUUGGCUGUGACAGGGCUGCUUCCUGUGUGUCCUCUUUCUGCACAUGGGAGAGACUCCAGUGUUUGCAGAAAACACAAGUGAUCACAGAGUCAGCUCUGUCCCCAAGUCUUUCUAGUGUAACUAGGUGUCUUUAGUGCAGCUUACCCACUGCAGAAUACCAAAAUACUACCCUCUUUGCAAAAUCUUCAAAAAGAUACUGCUGAAACUCUUCCUCAUUCCCUUCCUGAGUGUUGGCUCCAGCACAUAAUUACCCAGUUACUCUACUUUACAGUAUGGGGAUGAGAGAUUCUAGUGUUCAAGCUGCUCGCUUUGUUGUUAGGCAGGUAUUUCCUAGGAAUCAUGUCUGUGUGCUCUUUGUAGGCUCUCGGCACCUGCCACUGCUCAGCAAGCAGGUGUGACUGCCAUGUCUCCAUCCAAGGUGUGGGAUCGGUGGAUCCAAGAACAGGGUCUGGGUCUAUAAAAUGCAGUUGAGGCUCUUAAUUGUCCAUAAGCCUCUGGACUAAGGCCCGGGCAUGAGUGUUGUAUUUUAUGACAACCCCUAAAUGCUUAGGCAUGAAAUGUAUCAAAUUUCUCAGUUCUGUUAAUUACAUACUCAGUUGUGGCUGACAAGCCCCCAUGUUGAAGCAGAAACACAGAGCUUUAAUGAGGUCUUGAAGACCUUUUCAAAGGAAUGCAGGAAUCACAGACAUUAGUUUUACUACCCCAAUUUUUGUACAUAUUUUUACCUGACUUUCCAGCUUCAUCCCUACCUGAGCCAUAAGAACUAUACUCUUGUACUUGGAGACAUCUCAUUGUGAGGGUCUUCAGUUUCCAAGUGCUUCUGUUAUUCACCGCACCGCUCAUCUCUUGUAAAAGUGUCGGACAUAAUACCCACCUUUCUCUUCUUCUUUGAAAAACAAAGAUUACGGCGUGCUGCGGAGGAACGGCUGUUCGUCUGCGGUGGCUUCAAGGCCUUCGCUGGUGUGGGGCUGCAGUGUUGUGCUUUUUCCUGCUUAGCUGCUGUUUGGUGAAGAGGAAGCCAUGGCGCUCCGAGUCACCAGGAACAUGAAAAUUAAUGCUGAAAAUAAGGCGAAGAUCAGUAUGGCGGGUGCAAAGCGUGUACCUAUGGCCCCUGUUGCAGCCUCCAAGCCAGGGCUGAGGCCAAGGACAGCACUUGGAGACAUUGGUAGCAAAGUCACUGAACAGCUGCCUGCCAAAAUGCCUCUGAAAAAGGAAGCAAAAACUUUAGCUACUGGAAAAGUUAUUGCUAAAAAACUAUCAAAACCUCUGGAAAAGGUUCCUGAGACUGUGCCUGAGCCAGAGCAAGAGCCAGAACCUGAGCCUGUUAAAGAGGAAAAACUUUCACCUGAGCCGGUUCUGGUUGAUACUCCCUCUGCAAGCCCAAUGGAAACAUGUGGAUGUGCCCCUGCAGAAGAAUAUCUGUGUCAGGCUUUCUCUGAUGUAAUUCUUGCAGUGAAUGAUGUGGAUGCAGAAGAUGGAGCUGAUCCAAACCUAUGUAGUGAAUAUGUGAAAGAUAUUUAUGCUUAUCUGAGACAACUUGAGGAAGAGCAAGCAGUCAGACCAAAACAUCUAGUGGGUCAGGAAAUCACUGGAAACAUGAGAGCCAUCCUGAUUGACUGGCUAGUACAAGUUCAAAUGAAAUUCAGGUUGCUGCAGGAGACUAUGUACAUGACUGUUUCCAUUAUUGAUCGGUUCAUGCAGAAUAAUUGUGUACCCAAGAAGAUGCUACAGCUGGUUGGUGUCACUGCCAUGUUUAUUGCAAGCAAAUAUGAAGAAAUGUACCCUCCAGAAAUUGGUGACUUUGCUUUUGUGACUGACAAUACUUACACUAAGCACCAAAUCAGACAGAUGGAAAUGAAGAUUUUAAGAGCUUUAAACUUCAGUCUGGGUCGGCCUCUAUCCCUGCACUUCCUCCGGAGAGCAUCUAAGAUUGGAGAGGUUGAUGUUGAGCAACAUACUUUGGCCAAAUACCUGAUGGAACUGACUAUGUUGGACUACGAGAUGGUGCACUUUGCUCCUUCUCAAAUUGCAGCAGGAGCUUUUUGCUUAGCAUUGAAGAUUUUGGAUAAUGGUGAAUGGACACCAACUCUACAGCAUUACUUAUCAUACACUGAAGAAUCCCUUCUUCCUGUUAUGCAGCACCUGGCUAAGAAUAUUGUCAUGGUAAAUCAUACAAAGCACAUGGCUAUCAAGAACAAGUAUGCCAUAUCUAAGCAUGCUAAGAUCAGCACUGUAGCACAGCUAAAUUCUGCAUUAGUUCAAGAUUUAGCCAAGGCUGUGGCAAAGGUGUAACUUGUAAACUUGAUACUAUAUCUGCGAAUAAAAUUGGCACCAUGUGCCAUCUGUACAUAAAAAAAAAACAAA
This is a messenger RNA of Nycticebus coucang (slow loris), 7500 nucleotides long. RefSeq names its product G2/mitotic-specific cyclin-B1-like. Gene Ontology annotation, molecular function: cyclin-dependent protein serine/threonine kinase regulator activity. Gene Ontology annotation, cellular component: cytoplasm; cyclin B1-CDK1 complex; mitochondrial matrix. Gene Ontology annotation, biological process: mitotic cell cycle phase transition; mitotic metaphase chromosome alignment; regulation of cyclin-dependent protein serine/threonine kinase activity. The record is from RefSeq and is a predicted model, not a curated record. Lineage: Eukaryota; Metazoa; Chordata; Mammalia; Primates; Lorisidae.